Messenger RNA from Lontra canadensis (Northern American river otter), 615 nucleotides. RefSeq names its product chromosome unknown C11orf88 homolog (gene HOATZ). The record is from RefSeq and is a predicted model, not a curated record. NCBI's taxonomy places the organism in Eukaryota, Metazoa, Chordata, Mammalia, Carnivora, Mustelidae. The transcript has 5 exons. Bases 11 to 451 code for a protein of 146 amino acids. Gene Ontology annotation, biological process: cilium assembly.
CAGAGUUGCCAUGGAAACCAGGGCCUGCGGAAGGCUUCCCAGCCACCGGGAAUCCGUUGAAAUUUGCCCCCAGGGACUACUGGUGUUCACCGGAUCUUCGGAACAGGACUCCACCUUGGCCAAGCAGUUCUGGAUCGCUGCGUCCCUGUACCCUCCUAACGAAUCGCAGCUCGUGCUGCCCCGAGGUAGCAGUCAGCGCCUGCCGGUGGCCGGGCCCUCUAGGCGCCGUCCGCGGGAGACUAUAGAUGUCACUGCUGAAACCAGAAAGAUUGAGGAAUCUGAGGAGAAAAAAAAGUAUCUCCAAAAGCAGGCUAAAAGGAGAGAUGAGAUUCUCCAACUCCUAAGAAAACAAAGAGAAGAAAGGAUCUCGAAAGAACUGGUUUCCCUUCCUUAUAAGCCAAAGGCCAAAGUGCACAAAGCAAAAUUCAUGUUACUGCCAACAGGAAAGUGAUGUCAGAGUCAGAUAAGGACGACCAAGAGGAGGUCAAAGCCUUGGAUUAACGUGAUCAACGCAAGGGUGAGGAUGGCUCACUUAGAUCCUGACUUUUGAAACAACCUUCUCUAAUAAUCAGGACCAUUGGGAUCACUUUGUUAAAACAGACAAAGAAAUAAAAG